AUGACAACAGUUGAUAUAUCUAUGAUCGGAGACAAUGCUUGCCUUCCUAAUGAAAGGAAUUUUUGUGUUCCUCAACAAUUAUUGGAAGUAAAAGAAUUAUUAAAAUCAAUCGACAGAAGACUGGAAGAUUGUGCAUUAGAAUGGCAAGCAGAGAUUUCUCGCAAACAAUGGAAAAUAUUUAGAUCUAAUGUUAAUGGAAUUACUUUACCUGAACGAUCUUUGUUAGCAAGAACAUAUUUUACAGAGAAAAAUCUUGAUGAAGCAUUUCAACAUUUACUUUCUUGUAAUAAAAUUUUUGCAGAAUAUUUAAAAAAUUUCAUUGGCAACUAUUAUAUUAAUUUAUUAUUGUUAUUAUUAGAUCUUUUACAAGACAAAUCAUCCGUUUCAAAUAUUAAAAAAACAUGUGAUGUGCAAAAUCAAUCUUGUAAUACAAAAAAAGAUUGUAAAAUACUAGAUAUUAUUAAUACAGAACCAACACAUCUUUCUUCACAAAACAAUCAAUAUUUAAAUGGGGAAGGAAAAAUUCAAGAUUAUAUUGAUAAUAUAUUAACAGUUAAAAAUUCAUUUACUGAUGUAAUAAAAGCUAAAAUUAACUUUGACACAAAAUUUUUAGGAUUUGAAGCUAUAUUACAUAAAGCUAUAUCUACAUCAAGUGAUACAAUUUGCCUUUGUCAAUAUUGUUCUAAUACUAUGGUAAUAUAUUUUACCUAUAUUAUAUCUUACUACUAUUAUAGUAAUAUACCAAAAAAAAUUCAAUUACAUAUUUUAGCAAACUACACAUGAUAUACACAGAAAAUUAAGAAGUGUAACUCUCAAUCAAAGAAAUCGAGCAGUUACAAAGCCUAAACGCUUAACUAGAUCUAAAAAAAACAUUAUUUAAAAAGAAAAAGAAAAAUUAUCCAUAGUACUUGAUAAAAUCAAUGACCAACUACGUAACACCAAAUUUUAUUAAUUCAAUUUUGUUAUAUUGUACUUAUUUCCAAUUAAUUGUUAAAUUCUUGUUAAUUUUCGCGAGUAUUAAGAAUUUAAACUAAAUAGUAACAUGUAUAUACAAAGAAAUAAUUUAUAUAAUUUAAUAGAGGAAUUUCUUUAUUGUAUUUUACAUUAUUAAAACAUUUGAUUCUAAUGUUAAAAUUUUCCAAAAUAAUAAUAAGUAAUCAUUCGAAAAAUCUACUUACUUUGGAAAGUCUCGUUUAAUUUUUAAUUAAACUAUUGGAAAAUUUAAACAUUGAACUGAUUCGUAUCAGUUCUAUACACUCGUUUAAUUUAUUUAUAAUUUUAUUCCUAUUAAAAAUAUUAUAUAAUAGUUUUAAUAGAAUAUUUUAUAUUGUAUUUAAUAAGCAAUUUACAAUACAACAAGAGUCUAUACAGUUUUUAUGCUUAAUUUUAUAAUGAUGAAUUAAUGUUUUAUUAUUUGUUUUAAUAUUAAAGUAAUUACAACAUACACAAAUUCAAAAGCAUUCAAUUAUACUUUUUGCAACAAAUGCAAUUAAUAUUAUGUAAAUAUUAUUUUGUUAAACAUAUACACGAGCAUUUAAAAUUCUACUUUUUAAAUAUUCAUCAUAAUAUAUCAUUAAUUAUUAAUAUUGUUUUUUUUAUUUGCUAAGAUACUAACUUGGAAGAAAAUAUAUUUUACAAAAAAAUCAAUCGUUCGUUUUUAAAUGUAUAUUACAUAAAAACAUUACAUAAUUUGUCAAGACUAUAUAUUACAUUUUUCAAAUUUUGUAAAUUUAUACUUGAAGAAACUUUUUUUUUAAAUUAAUAAUAUACAAAUGAACAUCGAUAAAAGACAUUUAUAGAAAUAACAAUUAUUUGCUGUUAAAAAUUCAGAUAGAAUGAAUUACUACUUUUUAACUAUAUUUAGUUAUAGCGAAAUAAACAAUAGCAAAAAUGUAUUAAUUAAUACAAUAAAGAUAUUUUAAUACAAGUUACACAUAAUGUUUAGAUAUUUUAUCUUGGAGUAAAUAUUUCUCUGUUCUACAUUCUAAAUAACGAAUAAAUCUAGAUUUUAAAUAGUAGAUAAGUUUUACUAGCUUGGUAACAUUAAAAUUUUUUAAUAAUUAUUAGAAUAAAUUUUACACUUAUAAAAAGAGAUUCAAAAUUAAAAAUGUUUUGUUUUCAGUAACACUUACUGAAUAA
Messenger RNA from Heterotrigona itama, 2139 nucleotides. The record is from the annotation of a GenBank genome assembly. Lineage: Eukaryota; Metazoa; Arthropoda; Insecta; Hymenoptera; Apidae.